Molecule: messenger RNA, 2260 nt
Organism: Salvelinus fontinalis (brook trout)
Lineage: Eukaryota; Metazoa; Chordata; Actinopteri; Salmoniformes; Salmonidae
Product: serine/threonine-protein kinase Nek11-like
Exons: 6
Coding region: 114-779 (221 amino acids)
Biological process (GO): protein phosphorylation
Molecular function (GO): protein kinase activity; ATP binding
Source: RefSeq, a predicted model, not a curated record
AACAAGAGUAAACACGGAAGUUAAUACAGUAGGCUAUGGAUGUUUUAAACUGGUGGAAAUAGCCAACACCUGACUGCAAACAGUUAAUUCUCCUGUAAGAAUCCCGCAACAAGAUGCCCAAGUUUGAGGAGCUGGAAGCACAUUCAUCCUGCCAUGUCCACUCCCCCUCCACUCCUGUAACUCCUGGCCCCAGUAACCUGAUUGCCAAAAGAUACAGCAUCCUACAGAGAUUGGGCAGAGGGAGUUUUGGCACUGUUUACCUCGUACAGGACACUAGAGCAAGGGAUGGGGAGAAACUUAAGGUGCUGAAGGAGAUCCCUCUGGGGGACCUGCAUCCUAACGAGACGGUCCAGGCAUCCCAGGAGGCUCAGCUCCUGUCCCAGCUCCACCACCCAGCCAUCAUCACUUUCUACAGCAGCUUUCUGCAUAGAGACUCCUUCUGCAUUAUCACUGAGUACUGUGAGGACAGGGACUUGGACUGUCAUCUGGAGGAAGUGAGAGAAGCAGGGCAGAGCUUGCCUGAGACCCAGGUCACUGAUUGGCUGAUCCAGCUGCUGCUUGGACUCCACUACAUCCAUAACAGGCGUAUCCUCCACAGAGAUCUGAAGGCCAAAAAUAUCUUCCUGAAAAGGAACAUAGUUAAAAUCGGUGAUUUCGGGGUGUCCUGUCUGCUGAUGGGGUCAUGUGACCUGGCCACCACCUUCACGGGCACGCCUUACUACAUGAGCCCUGAAGUCCUGAACCACCACGGUUACGACUCCAAGUCUGAUAUCUGGUAGGAAGGUGGAGCAGCACACUGAGGCUCAAAGACAGAAAGGUCAAAGUUAGGUUAAAGUUCAGAUGUAAAGAAAGGUAAGGUUAGAUAGGUUGAACGGUGAGUGGACAUGGACAUUUAUCUUGAUGCUGCACUGUUUGUUUAUGUGUGUAGUAACUUGCUUAACACUUGUAACGCUUGUUUUGUGUUGUGGCAGCCACCACAAGUUUUAUUAUGUGAAUGUUGUCAUGUUUAAAACUUUUAAUGAAACAAACACCUGUUUAGAGCUCUGCAUUUUGAAGAUGAGUUCUUUUUUGAUUCUCAUUCCCCUCCGAACCUCAAGAGAGUUGUUGACAUCCAGUUUCCUCCUCCGUCUCUCUGCUUCCUGCUAAGGCUACAGUGCUGAGCUCAGAAUGCUGUGUAAUGCUGUCACGUAUCAAGGCAGACUCUCAUUGUGAGAUUUGGCUGACAGUUCCUGAGAACUUGCUACUCACUUCAAAGCAGUCCAGAAGGAGCAUGGCUAAGAGGCACUUUGGAUAUGGACUGGAAUAUGUGAUGAGUAAUGAAGUGUAGAAGAGGGGUAGAAAUGGAUUCAUGUAUAAUGAUGAAUGGAGUCGAUACGGCCAUUGGUCUGAUCAGCAGGAGAGCAUAAAGAACACCUUUAAUACCAAGAGCGACUAUAGAUCCCUCAUUUCUCACUGCAGUCUGAAGUGCAAGCAUCUACUGAACUCAAAGUUCUUUGAAAAGAAUGCAACAGUGUACAUAGCUUCCUUCAGCACCAGUGAUAACUGUACAUGGCUUCCUUCAGUACCAGGGGUAACUGUACAUGGCUUCCUUCAGCACCAGUGGUAACUGUACAUGGCUUCCUUCAGCACCAGUGGUAACUGUACAUGGCUUCCUUCAGCACCAGUGGUAACUGUACAUGGCUUCCUUCAGCACCAGUGGUAACUGUACAUGGCUUCCUUCAGCACCAGUGGUAACUGUACAUGGCUUCCUUCAGUACCAGUGGUAACUGUACAUGGCUUCCUUCAGCACCAGUGGUAACUGUACAUGGCUUCCUUCAGCACCAGUGGUAACUGUACAUGGCUUCCUUCAGCACCAGUGGUAACUGUACAUGGCUUCCUUCAGCACCAGUGGUAACUGUACAUGGCUUCCUUCAGCACCAGUGGUAACUGUACAUGGCUUCCUUCAGCACCAGUGGUAACUGUACAUGGCUUCCUUCAGUACCAGUGGUAACUGUACAUGGCUUCCUUCAGUACCAGUGGUAACUGUACAUGGCUUCCUUCAGCACCAGUGGUAACUGUAUAUGGCUUCCUUCAGCACCAGUGGUAACUGUACAUGGCUUCCUUCAGCACCAGUGGUAACUGUACAUGGCUUCCUUCAGCACCAGUGGUAACUGUACAUGGUUUCCUUCAGCACCAGUGGUAACUGUACAUGGCUUCCUUCAGCACCAGUGGUAACUGUACAUGGCUUCCUUCAGCACCAGUGGUAACUGUACAUGGCUUC